Molecule: messenger RNA, 8578 nt
Organism: Bemisia tabaci
Lineage: Eukaryota; Metazoa; Arthropoda; Insecta; Hemiptera; Aleyrodidae
Gene: Rab3
Product: RAS oncogene family member Rab3
Molecular function (GO): GTP binding; GTPase activity
Source: RefSeq, a predicted model, not a curated record
GGGGCACAGUCUCUGGUGCGCGCCGCUACUAUGCCCCCCCUUGGUGCCCCCUGGUGAAGUCCUGUUGAGCCCCACCGCGUGUCCUGCAUUUCCGGUUCCGAACAAACGACAUGGACGCGAUUUUUGCACCUCUCCGUUGAGGGAUCCCUCGUGCGAGGCCGCUUUCGCCUUUUCGCCACUUGAAUUUCAUCGGGUUUCAGAGGCAGUGAAAAGCGCCGAGGAACCGGCUUUCUCGGACGAGAGGAGGUCUGCUUGUCGUCGAAAAUGAUGGCGGGUGGACAGGAGCCAAAAUGGCAGAAGGACGCGGCAGACCAGAAUUUCGACUACAUGUUCAAAUUGUUAAUUAUUGGCAACAGUAGCGUUGGAAAAACGUCUUUUCUAUUCCGGUACGCCGACGACUCGUUCACAUCUGCAUUUGUUUCCACAGUUGGUAUUGACUUCAAAGUUAAAACAGUCUUUCGACACGACAAAAGAGUUAAAUUACAAAUAUGGGACACAGCAGGUCAAGAGCGAUACCGGACAAUCACGACAGCGUAUUAUAGAGGCGCUAUGGGCUUCAUCCUCAUGUAUGAUAUCACGAAUGAAGAAUCAUUCAAUAGCGUUCAAGAUUGGGUAACACAAAUUAAAACCUACUCGUGGGAUAACGCACAAGUAAUAUUGGUUGGCAACAAAUGCGAUAUGGAAGAUGAGCGAGUAAUAUCCUUCGAGAGAGGAAAGCAGCUAGCUGAGCAAUUAGGAGUAGAGUUUUUCGAAACAUCUGCGAAAGAAAAUAUAAAUGUUAAAGCUGUCUUUGAGAGACUAGUGGAUAUAAUCUGUGACAAAAUGUCCGAGAGUUUAGACACGGAUCCAAGUCUGGUGAGUGGCGCCAAGGGAACGCGACUGACGGAGCAGCCUCAAGGACCUCACAAUCCCAACUGCAACUGCUAAUCCUCGAGCUUCCGACCGCCAUCGUGAACGGCCCGCCACCAGUUUACAAAGCGAAUUCCUUCGGCGAGAACUUUGAACAAAACGACAGCCCCCUUUGCCCUCUGCCCCAUCCGCGAGAUGAUUGUUGAAAUUGAUAGACAAAGCUAUAGACGAAGAAUACAAAAAAGAUAUGGAGGGAUCGUAUUGGUAGCGGGUGGUUGCUAUGGACAAAGGAGGUAGGUAAUAAACUAACGGCAUCUCACAAGAGACACUUUACUUAGUCCAUCAGGUGAUCCAUCAAGGGAGAAAGUUCUUCCUUAGUCUAUAGGAACCACCCAUUUCAACCAAUGAGUUCGCUCCACUCCCUAUGUCCUCUUUGUCUGUCUCUCUGUCUAUAAGUUUCAACAAUCAGGCCGCAGUUUUGUCGGGAAAUCAGCACCGAGGCUCUAAACGAAGUAUGGAACGCUCAAGAAUACCUUUUUGACAUUGAUUGGAGGUAUUUGACCAGAAUUAUUCUGACUGCAUUUUAUGUUGACUUAAUUUCUCAUUUCUGCUCGAGAAAUAUAGGAGCUGUAGUCAACACUCACAAAAAAAAAAAACCUCAGAAUUGUUCUUUAGACACUUGAAAGUUCAAGGCAGAAUGUUGCUUCGUAUUCCUAGUUAAAAUAGUGAAAUGUGGGAAUAAAUCAGGCAAGGUAUAUUGUAGCCAGGCUGAUUCUGGUAAAAGAUAUCCGAUUUAAUUGAAAUAAAGGAUUUUUCAGUGAUAGGCUCACUCGUGUAGUGUUGAUACCUUUCUUUGAUUCAAUUUCUUUUUCUUUCAAUAUAAACCUUGCGAUUAGAAAGUGAAGAAAUUGUUCCUUCCAACAACAUGUUUUUUUCUUUCAUAAAAUGUAGUCAUAUUAAUUUUACUACAACUUGUGAAGAAACGCGAUGGAAGAAAAAAUAUUUUAAUCAAAAGACAGGCAUCAGAAGCAACACGUUUCAUCUGCGGUAAGAAACUAAUUCAGGGCUUAUAGUCGUAGAUACAUUUUCUGCGUGUAAUAAUGAAGAAGUGAAGUCGUGAAAUGAACAAUCGAAAGGCUGAGCGUUUUGAAAUAACGUUUUUGUGCUACUACAGGGAUUAGUCUAGUACGAGGUUAUUGGCAUUUUUCUCGGAGGAAUUUCAAUUAAUAUAGAAAUUUCAUAUCAUUAAAGUUAUAACUUUUCUUUUUUGGGGUCUUAUCAAUAUGUUUUUCUUCUUUGGUUGCAAUGAUGACGAUGUCAGUAUUCCAAGUACAAUUAUUCCUGGUCAUUUUGUAAUCUAAAUUUUCUUCGAGGUGAAUAUAUUUUUCCUUUGAUGAGAUAUUACCACAGCAAAGUCUUUAGAAUAAAUACUGAAAUUUCAUUAAACAAAAGUACAGAGUCUGAGUUUCUGGUGUAUUUCAAGAAGUAUUUUUAAACUCAUACAAUUUGUGACAUCAUUUUUCAGUAUAUAUUGGUAACUUUUUAUGCAAUGUCCAUCGACACCAGUAUAAGCUUGCAUAUCUUCAUGAAAGUAGCAAAGGACUAUGCCUAAAGUCUAUCCAAUGCGAAAAUGGAGUAAUUACCUCUACAACUUAUACUCCUGUCUUAAAAUAAAACUGUUCAAUUUACUUGAGACUAUCCCGAAUAUUUUGAGGUUGUUAUUUCUCAAAAAUGCUUCAACUGGUGCGAAAUUUGACACCGAAAAAAGAAGAAAAUAAAGCUCACACAUAAACACAGACAUGAACAUUCACUAUGUUUGAUACGAGACGCGAUUGUGCUUGGAAUAUCUGCUUAGUCACACAUUUUACCUUUGUUUAUCUCCAAUUGUAUUUCAUAUAGGUCUGUGGCCUCGGAUGGAUAAACUUUUUAAACGUACAAAACUUCUAGUUGAAAUUUGUUGAAAUUUGCAUAGAUAGGAAAUAUUCUCGCAGGAUUAAAAUCCAUAGUUAAUGGAUAGUAUUUCUGUACAAAGGACUAAUAUUAUGAAGUUUAUUAAAAGAGAAAAAAAAGAGAAAAAAAAUUUAAUCUGGCGUGGAAAAUGGGUGUAUUUGAACUGCUUUUUUGACUUUCAUGCAUUCGGAGAAUUAAAACAUUUGUGGAGCUUUUGACUGGAAUAGGGGCAGAUGCAGACUUACUAUUAGUAUAACGUAACUACAUCAACCUCUGAGGCAAAAUAUGAAUGUAUUAGACCAGAUGUGAAAAUCAUUGUCUUGUUUAGGUAAGUUUUUUACAACUAUUCUAUGUUUAGCAAGCUUCCUCUGGAGUUUUAGAGGUCUGUUGACAAAAAACAGAGAUUUAUUGCAUUUUCCAGAAUUCAAUAGAUGUCAAGUCACAAUAUGUAGUUCAGUAAAGUGAGAUCCUGGUGGCUGAAAUAGUGCUAAAGAGCCAGUGUAGAUAAUCCUCACUGUUGUAAAUCCGGUAUGUUUCUGAGGUUUUGGAUUUUUUCUUCUUACGAUUACUUCUUGAUGCUUAAGACUUACUGAAAACUUAAUUUUUUAUCUUUUUCGUUGUUUGGUGGCUCAUCAAUCUUAGUGGAUUCAACUUCAAACUUGUAUCUUUUUCUGAAAAUUUGUUCUCGAAUAAUUUCCCCAUUCUUCAUUUCUUGUGCAAAAAUGAGUAGAUAUUCGAUAUUUCUACGACAUAAUUAGUAAACAUUGAGUAUUGUGUGAUGGUGUAAAGUUUUUUUUACUUUAGACUGCUUUUCUUUGCUGGAAAUCUCAUGCUAUGAAAACUUAACCCCCACACGAGGAAAAGUAAAAAAAUAUGCUUACAUAAAUCCUAAAGAAUAUUGAUUUGUUUUUUUUUGGCACAAAUGAGUACAUGAAGAAGCCAAUACUUCAAAUUAUUUGCUAAUUUUUCGGAAAAAAAGAAGAUAUUUACUAUCGCGUAAUCACCGAUCAUUUUUAUUGAGAGUCAUUUUCUAGAUGGAAAUUGGGUGGUAAGGAUAGAUUAAAAUAAAAGAAAAAAAUUCUACUAUGUAUUGUCACUCAAUUCUUCCUGAAUAAAUCGUGUUUGAAAGUCCCAAGUAAAUUAUGUCUUGGUAUUGAUUGCUUUUUUUGUAAAGUGGUAAUAGUUUACUUUUCAAAAUAUAGAAGUUAGUAAUCGAAUGAUAACGUCUCAAAAUCAUUUGCUGUGUGAUGUCAGAGUAGAAUCUGCAAGAGUCAAAAGUAUAUUUAAAAUGUAGAGCUGCACGAAAGCACAUUUUUCCCUUUCUUGACUUGAAUGCUUAUCAACUUCUGACAAUCCGCAAGGUUUUUCAAUUUUAUUUACUUACAUGAACUCUUUUCAAAUGAUAAUGCCAAAGUAAAGCCACGUUUUGUCGACUCAUCCGUGCGUUUUAAAAUAGCAAAAAUUUUACUAUCGUACGUUUAUUUAAUCUCAUUUUUAAAUGAGUACUUUUUUAAUCUUCACCGAAUACGUAAUAAAAACUGACCAAGAAUAAUGCAUUUUUAAAUACUUAAAAAAUCAUUCCUAUAGGCGUAAUAAUAAAAUUUGAAUGCAAACAAGUCACUUUGACGAAUAAUUUUCAUCAUUAAAAUUAGAAAAUUUCUUAAUUUUGAGUGGUUUACUGAUCAUGAUUUAAGGAGAAUGAUGAACAUAGAAUCCGUGAAUUUAAUACUUACAUUUUUACAGUUGUGUGAAGUAUGUUGAGUAGUAUCACGAGAUAGUCAGCCACAAUCUGAAUUGAGAGAUACCUUUUUUCCAAAUAAUUUCCUCUUUUUACUCUCCAACGUAUGUGGUUUAUCAAAGUACUUUAUUGUUUUUUCAGUGGUUUCAGAAAUACUGCCAAUAACGGUGCUGUUUCUAUUCCUCGUGAUAGAUGUAAUUUUAUUCGAAGGAAAAUACUUUGCCCGCUUUGUCUUCUUUUUCUAAAUUAUAUUCAGUGCGCUUUAUUGCUUGAAUUAUGACUCAAACCUAACAAAUUGAAAUUUUUUAACUAAAUAAUAUGCUUGCAGUUUUUAACUAGAAUAACAAAGCUUUUGCAUAAGGAUGAAACAAUGGAAUUUUGAGUAUAUUCUCGUUUUUUAAGUAUCACAAUGAUACCGGAAUUUUAACACAAAAUGACCAUUUGAGUGCCUCUGAAUAAAAUUUUGCUAGCCUCACCGAUUCCCUAAUUUUCCUAAACUGAUGGAUGAAAGCACUCUUCCACAUUGCUAUUUUGGGAGUGAUAGAACAUGAAUAAAUCAGAUGACCGUUAUCUAGUUUGAAUAAUAAUUAUGUUCGCGAUUUUAUUUUUGUACUCAAUUAAUUCGGAAUUUGAUCUCAACCCCUUAAAAAUAACUUUUGCUACUUGCCUGUUACUCUCCAUCUUCUUAUGGUUACCUUUAAUAUUUAACGAUGAGUUACACUUGUAACUCACACCCAGUCUUUAAAUAUGGCACAUCAUAUGAUACAUAGUGACCACAUGUUUGGUAUCCAUGUGUCAUGUCUAGACCAAUCAUUAUUACCAUACCAUUGACUUCAUAAGUGACAUAAUUAACUUGGGUGUACCAUAAACUUUGAAGUACUUUUCAUCUCUUAAAUGUCGUUUGGGACAGAAUUAUGUUUGAGGUUUGACGGCAGAUUUCAACCUGAAGACUAGGUGACUCGUUGGAGAACAGAUUCAAAUUCUUAAAAAAACAAAUUCAGGACCAUUAGAGUUUUUCGAUUCAAUUUCAAUUAAUCAAUAUUCAUUUAACUCAUAUUUCUAAGAGUAUGAAAAAAUGAACUGCAUCCAUGUUGACUUACUUUUCUGCGUGAUUUUACAGAUAUAUCAUAGCAUCCUGAAUAAUUUGAAAUUCUAACCAGAUUUCCGGACCCUUUUAAAAUUCAGCAAAAUGGAAAUUAGGAUAUUUAUGUAUGAUUUGUCUAAUUUCCUCUGCACACGUCAAAUCUCAGGGAAAAAAGAGUCCUAAUUUGAUUAAUUUGGCUUGGAUCCAUGUAUUAAAUCUGUCAACGACUUCAGCCAGGGAAGAAUGAUAAAAUUAUUAAAAUCGACGCUUUAAAGUGUCCAUUGAUAUCUUAAAAUGCAACGUUUAGGAUAAAUCGUUCAUUCUUAACAGACACUGGAAUCUUUCAUAAAAAUAUAAGACACUCCCAGUGUGCGACAUGCAAAAUACUACUUGUUUUUUAUGUUUCGUUUCUCUGAUGAUCUGCCCCUGAACUGCCCAUGAACCAAUGGCUUUCCCAUUCAUCGGCGAUCUAAUUUCUCGUGAAAAAUGUUGGAUACGUAAAAAAAUAAACUACAUCUAUUUUCAAAAGAAAGGUUUAUAACUAAAAUCAAAGGUCUCAUUACUUUAAACAAUAAUCCUAUGAGUAGGUAAAGUUUUUGUUGUGAUAGCGUAGAGAUAAGUUCAUGUUGUCUAAGUAUAGGAAUCAGUACUAAACCAUUAAAUGGAGUUUCUGCUUUGACCGAAGAAAGCACAUUCCAUGAAAGUACGACUUGUUUUCAUCUUUAAAAUGAUUAAGCCAAUUGGAUUUAUAUCAUUUGUUUUUUUCUUUCUUCAAACGAUAAAUCGAAGCACAGAGACAUUCAUUCAACAAUAUUUUCUCAUUAGUUCAAUUUACUCGUAAUUAAACUUUUGUUAGAAAUUUCUAUACCUCUUCUCUCAUUUAUUUUUUUUUUUUUUUUUUUUUUUUUUUUUUUUUUUUUUAAAUCGAUUGAAUUUCAACAUUCGUCACUUGACAGAUUUCUAAUCACCAAAAUGUUGCGGGAAAAACUAGAAAGAUAAUAUGAGAACAUCUUCAAAAAGAUAGUCUAGGUUGACAGUAAAAUACAUCACAGGUUUUGCUCCUUUUCUUAGUGCUUUUCCCAAUACUUAUCAGAGUAAUGUAACCAAUCUGCACGAGUCCUUAUGUAAAUAAUUUCAUGUGAUUGAUUGUCGAAUGAAGAAAAUGCAAAGUGGUUUGCCGCUAAUUUUACUUUUUUAAAAUAUACAGAUAAACUCAUCUGCUGCUCAGUUGCUUGAAAUUGUGCAUCAUGGACUUUGUUUUUCAUUUAUGAAUGAUUUUUUCAUAUGUAAUUAUUAUGUUAAGUAUCAACAAUCGGUGUUUCAGAGACAAGGUGAAUAAUGAAUUCUGUCUACUGCCAAUUCGUAUUUCUUUCUGGUUAUUUUAAUUUUAUUUUAUCCCCCAAAUAUGUUGGUUGAACUUGACGAGUUACUCUAGUUUGCGAUAAAUCUCAACCUGUGUCCGAAUCACAAAAGGGUCAUAAAUUUUAACUUUGCAUGAGUACCUUUGUUAAAAUCAAACGCUCAAAUAAACAACCUAUCGCUUCGAAUUGAUAAAUUACUAAAAUUUAUUUAUGCAAGUACCUACUACGAGAAGCUUAAUUGGUACAUAUUAUCCCAAUGACCGAAAUUUACCGCGAUUCUUCGUAAUAUUCUUAUGAUUACUGUCUUUCUGUUAUUCAUAUUUAUAAACCUCAAAUAUGAAACUAUAAUUCACAUUGAUCUCGUGAAAAAUAUCAAGUAGUUCAGAUUUAUGAUGUUGAUAGUUUAUUUUUUGGUGUAUUUGUUUGAUUUUAUCAGCAAAAAAGUUAUACAAUUGCACGUUGAAAGAUGAAAUAAAUAAAACAAAAACACGCCCUUGUUCAUAGACCAAAGUUGUCUAUUUUUGGGGAUAUUUUCUUACUUCCCAGGAACGCGGUGUGUGUGUUAAAAUAGAUGUUAUUUGUUAUAUCUCCUUUUUGUUGUCAUUUUAUUUUUUUAUUUACUUAUUUAUUUCAUUUCUUAAAAAUUCUUUCACAAAACUUUUAAAAAUGACCUUCCUUCACUCAUUAGUUUUAAAGUUAUUGUGUCGGGGCUCAUACAUUUCCCUUAUUUCGGUUUUCAAAUGUAGGUAUAUUAUGAUGUUUGUUAACUCUCUGCCCCAUCCAUUAACGUGACAUCAAGCACAUCAUGAAAAAAAUCAUCUUUUAAAUUUGCGAGUCGAUAGGAAAACUAUGUUUGUCAAACGUAACUGCUACCGCAACUCUAUUUCGUUCAACUAUUACCACUUGUUAAACGAUAUACGAUUGUUUCGUCUUUUUAUUGUUGGACAAUAGACUAUAAUUACGGAAAUAAUAUUUUCUAACACAAACUGACUUUAUUACGUACAGUACUCUGUCUUUUACAAAGCAUGUAUUAAAAAAAUCUUAUAAAAUGUAUAUUGCUUGUCAUGUCUAUUUGUUGAAAUUGUAUAGGACUGUAAAUAAUAUAUAUGUUAUUAUUAGAUACAAACCCAGUAAAUGUCAUAAAAAACAAAUAAAAUUCUAAAAACAAAAAAAAUGAAGUCUCUUUUUGCGGAAAUAUGUGCCCAGCGAACGGUCAUAUUUAAUUGCUCUCAUUUUUUACUCGUCACGUACUUCACGUAAGUACGUCACGAACAGGAACGUACCAUCUAUUAAUUUAUUUUUUGCUAUUUAGGAGGAGAUACUCUUAUUGGCAUGAAGUAAAUAACUAAACAGUUUCAGUUCAGAAACAUUUGGUAAAUGAAUACCAACGAUCUUGAAUGAAAAUGAUUCACCCUUUGGAAGCGUAUAUAAGUGUCUGUUUCUGAGUUGGUUGGAAAGCGCGCACUCGUGCACUGAGAAAAUAAAAACUAUCGUUAAAACUACCAUAUUGCUGGUGUUUCACAAGGACAUCUAAUUAAUAUUUGUGGCACUACGUACAAAAUUGUAAAAAAAAAAAAAAAAAAAAAAAAAAAAAAA